UCCAUCUCAGGGGUUCAGACCCCGUCUCUCCCGGAGCCCACGUGACCGGCUAACCCGGUAUCGCCAUCCCAGCCGGGCUUCUCCGGCGGUCGGUCACAGGCACCGCGCUCCCAUUGGCAGACGCCCCAGCCCCGCCCCGCCCCUCCCCCCUCUAUAAGGCGGCGCUGGGCGGCUUCAUCGCCGCAGAGCAGUUUUCGGUCAGCUUUGUCCCUCCUUUCUCACCCCCCCGCCCAGCCUCCCGCCCCUCCCGGGAUGGUGCACGGCUGGGACUGAGCCACCGGGGCGGAGGUAGCACUGGGGUGGCCGCGUCUAAGCAGCGCCAUGAGGAGGUGGUGAGUCCAGACCCGUGAUUUCACCGCAGUAGGGGCCUCCUUUCCUGGUGUGGAAACUCCCUACCCGUGAUGCAGGUUGGCCUCUCUGCUUGGAGCCCUGAAAGGCUAAGCGACUUGCUCCUGAUCCCACAGCCAGUAUGUCGCAGACUUUGAAUCCAUGUCUUCCAGAUUCCAGUAGCAGUCUUCUAGCCUGACAUGCAUAUGCAGACAGCACCACGUUAAGUCCACAGAAGUGGUAGGACCACCAUUGUAACUUGUGAGCUGUCCCAAAGAACUGACCAUGUCUAUUAUGGACCACAGCCCCACCACUGGAGUGGUUACCGUUAUUGUCAUUCUCAUUGCCAUCGCAGCCCUGGGGGCCUUGAUCCUUGGCUGUUGGUGUUACUUGCGCCUACAGCGUAUCAGCCAAUCAGAAGAUGAAGAGAGCAUUGUGGGUGAUGGAGAAACCAAAGAACCCUUCCUUUUAGUCCAGUAUUCGGCUAAAGGUCCUUGUGUGGAGAGAAAAGCUAAACUGACUCCUAAUGGCACAGAAGUCCAUGGCUAAGCUAACCCUUGGCACAGAUGCUCAUGGGUACUAAACCUUGUGUGCAACCAGCAGAAGAACUGGAGAAGAACAAUUUGGAUAUGCUGCUCUCUAAGAAGAACUGAGUUUAAAUUUCACAUUAUGGUCUUGUUGGGUUUUGUUAUUGCAUGCACUGAGACCUGUGUCCUGAACCUAAACUCCUUGGCCCUGGGAGUUGGCUGACCUUUCUGGUGGUACUGUCCAUUGCAGGCAAUGGACGGACCAGGCCCUGCUGGUGUAAAAGGAAUCAAAGCAUUUUUGUUACUUGAAUGUUUAGCUGAGCCUGUUUUAGAUGGAGCUACUACUGUAAUGUGAACUAGCUAACAAAACUGUGAACUGUAAAUAGGCACCAGAAGCACUUGUUUGUUUUUUUUUUCCUUUUAAAAAAAAAUAAUAUAGCACAUGGAGCUGCUGGUCUGAAGUUAUUGUAAUGGUAAACUCAGAACUAAAGACUGAGUCCCAUGACCAUGGAAAAAGUUCUAAUCGUGGAAAGCCCAAGUUGCCAUCAGCUGGCUAGUUAGUAUUCACAGAUGUAAAUAUGUAUAGAAAAGAGCUGUUGUUUUUAAGUCCUGUGGGUAACUUUAUAGAAAACAAGAGAUGAUGCUUAUUAGAAUUUGGCUUCUAUUGCAGGAAGCAAUAGGCCAAAAAAAAAAAAAAGAAAGAAAGAAAAGAAAAAAAAGAAA
Dromiciops gliroides (monito del monte) is the source of this 1577-nucleotide messenger RNA. RefSeq names its product stannin (gene SNN). The record is from RefSeq and is a predicted model, not a curated record. The coding region runs from base 613 to 876 and encodes 87 amino acids. The transcript is spliced from 3 exons. Gene Ontology annotation, cellular component: mitochondrial outer membrane. Lineage: Eukaryota; Metazoa; Chordata; Mammalia; Microbiotheria; Microbiotheriidae.